Talaromyces marneffei is the source of this 1839-nucleotide messenger RNA. RefSeq lists its product as uncharacterized. The record is from RefSeq and is a predicted model, not a curated record. The transcript has 7 exons. The coding region runs from base 1 to 1839 and encodes 612 amino acids. Lineage: Eukaryota; Fungi; Ascomycota; Eurotiomycetes; Eurotiales; Trichocomaceae.
AUGGCGCUCCAGCCUGAUCGAGUACACGAGGCUGAGGAGAAUUCGAGUCAUUAUUUUGGGCUUCUGGGCCUCAUUAAUCAAGAACUACAAGAGUUACCAGACAUCAUUGAUUUUACACCGGAACUGCUACUUCAGACACCUCAUGACAACAACCCCAACGAUUUCGUGAACAAUCCUGGCUUACCCCCGCCGGGGGAACCUGUGAAUUUUCUGACGCAGCUCGUUAGUGAUGCAGAGUUUAUUGAUCCGAGAUUCCUCAAUGAACAACCCUCUAAUCGGUUGCCUUCACCUGAAUCUGACCCGGGAGACCCUCCGAGAGUCAUUACAGUCGCAGACGCCAUCGCUUUCGUGGAAAGAGGAACAACUGUUGAAUCCACAUAUUGGCAACAACGUUUCGAGAUUGGAGUACCUGAAGCAAUUUUGGAAGCAACCCACGAAGCGACACGACAGAACAAGCAGAAAAAACUGGUGCGAAACUGUCUGAAGUGCAGGUUCGAAAAGAAAAAGUGCGAACAUCCUACGAAGUACGAUGCACGAUGCCUACCAGCAAAUCUCGCCGCCUACGACAUGCUGUUCAUACCUCCAGAUCUCUUGAUGAAGAUGACCCAUGCUCUGUAUGCGAAUGUUAUUGCACGGUUGAAUACUCAAAGAUACUUGCGGUCUGAUGACAAGCCAAUGUCCUUGCAUAUUGUCCUGGAAGAUUCCUCAUCGUCAACAGGCCUGCAAAAUGAGCACGACGUGGUGUUCUACAUUGACUGGCUACGACGUAUGCUACAGAUGGAUACGCACUCGCAUUCUACUGUUAUAGAGCCUGCCAUAGAUGUGGCACGAUUCGAUGAUUUCAUUUCAAUGAAGAUGUGGCCUGGCCACGAGCAACAACCAGAAUCAAAGUUCACACAGGCUCAAGAGGAUAUACUCCAAACGGCGCGACUGUUUUGCGGCUACGUUACACUCUUAGCCAAUCUCGAUCGCAUCGAGAUAUAUACCGAAUAUACAGAACAAUACACCGCGAAAUCAGUCUGUAUUGUGCUCGUCUACUUUUUCAUUUAUCGAUUGUGUCAGCUUUACCAGGAACUAGGCCACAACUUGCAAGCUCUGGUUGAUGAAACAGCAAGCAAUCAUUACAUCGUGGCCCGCGCUCUCGAACUUAUAUAUGGGUGUCGUGAUAUUACAACCCCCAUUGAGUGGAGCACUGCAAACCGUCCAUUUUUGCGACCACUGGAUGAUAUGCGACUACUGCUAAAUGAGAGACUACGUUCAAUACGGUCAGACGUUUCGUACAUAGAACGCUGUUUCAAUUCUCCAUAUCGCGGAAACCGAAGAUCGUUGGAACACCCUACAAUGAAAGCUGCCGAUAAAUUGCAGCUACCAAAUAACCUCCAAAUUUAUUUUGAGGGGAAAUCGUCUCGACUAUCGACUAAUAUGAUGCGCACAAGGAAUGGCGGGUAUAGUAUGAGAUCCGUAACCGACCUUCUUUCUUCACGAGAUAGUUACCAUCUCCCUCCAUCGGAUCAAACAUUCAUGGAUCCCGACCAACCGAUCCCGCCUUUUGCGAAUACCGGCUUACCUUUAGACAAUGGCGAAUAUUUAACUGGCCUUUCCUCAACUCAGAUUCUGGAAGUAUUGGGGUCUCAUGCCCUUGAUACUAGAAUACAGUCUCCAUCAGCUCAAGCCAACGCUGCAACACGCCCUCCGGCAUCUAUUGGCCCUGAUCUUGAGAAUGAAUUAUCAUCAUCUGGAGGUCAUACAUGGGGUCUGGCUAUGGGAAAUACAAGCAGAUGGUUCGAAGGUGGUACUUCCAAUAGUUUCUGUGAUCCCCGUCCCACAAAGACCUUGUAG